This is a messenger RNA of Pocillopora damicornis (cauliflower coral), 2556 nucleotides long. Its product is annotated as E3 ubiquitin-protein ligase TRAF7. Gene Ontology annotation, molecular function: ubiquitin-protein transferase activity; protein binding; zinc ion binding. The record is from RefSeq and is a predicted model, not a curated record. Lineage: Eukaryota; Metazoa; Cnidaria; Anthozoa; Scleractinia; Pocilloporidae. Gene Ontology annotation, biological process: protein ubiquitination; Notch signaling pathway; ribosomal large subunit assembly. Gene Ontology annotation, cellular component: nucleolus.
UUUGGUUUUAACGACGACACAAUAACUCAUCUUUCGGAAAAAUGUUACCCACAAAGUUUGUCGUCCAGCCGUCGGAGUCUCUAAAAUGCCCCAUUUGCAGAGAACUUUUCAAAGAUCCGGUUAUUUCAACUCAAUGCGGACAUACGUUUUGCAGAAAUUGCAUUCGAAAUGGGGUUUCUCUUACCGGAAAUGCGACAACGAAAUGUCCUCUUGAUGGAACAACUUUACAACGAACUCACUUAGUGUCGAACUUAGCCGUGCGAGGCCAGAUAGAAGACUUGUUGAUACACUGUAGGCACGGUUUAACACGAUCUGAUUCGGAAGAAGACUUUGAUAUAGACAGUAGUGGUUGUCAAGAGAGAAUUUCAUUUGGUCGACGGCGAGAACAUGAAGAUCUCUGCGGAUUCGCUUUGGUCCCUUGUCCAAACAGCUCAAAUCAAUGUGGAAAGUUUCGUCGUAAAUGCUUGGAGGAACACUUGAAAGUUUGUGCUCAGUACCGCUGUCAGUAUAGUGUCAAGGGUUGUGAACAUGUUGGAACUAAACAGAAUGUGGAAGAACAUGCAGAAGAAUGUAAAUUUAAACACAGCUCAGACCUGAUUAAGUGCCAAGCUCUCCAUUCUGAGUCCUCUGAAGAACUAAGAUCAUCAAUAAAGGUCCUUUCAGAUAGAGUGUCAUGGCUAGAGAGCCAUCAGGAUGCUUUAGUGACACAAGUUGAACAAUGCAAUAGUGCUAUUUCCAGAUUGUCAGAAACAGUAGAAGACCUAGCAUUUCAAGUGGAACAACUUUCAGUUAUUCUGAAGCGAUCAUCACUUUAUCGUGAAACAUCAAUUACCUCCAUCCCUGAAACAAUCAACAGUUCUCAGAGUACAAGCCCUGAUGAUACCACUUCAUAUUCUCAUGCACAUAAAUCACUCGUCAGACUCAAGACAUCACCAGCAGCACACCAAGAUGUUUGGGGCAUACCUUGCGUCUUCAAGUGUAUUGGCACCUUGAGGGGUCAUCGUGGUACUAUCUGGUCCAUGGUGUCAAAAGGCCAUCGUCUUUUUAGUGCUGGUGGAGAUCAAGUUAUCAAGGUUUGGAACAUGGAGAAUGUGCGGCUAGCAAAAUGUACGGAAGUCCUGGAAGGGCACGCUGAUGAUAUUCACACCAUGUGUGUUGGAGGUGGAAAACUAUAUAGUGCAGGAUCUGAUCAGGCAAUUAUUUCAUGGAACUUGGAAAAUUUAACUCUACAUAAAAAAAUAGAGAAUGCCCAUGACAAUAUUAUAUGUGCUAUUGUUUACAAUGGGCAGUACCUCUUCACAUCUUCACAUUCUUGCAUUAAGGUUUGGGAUGCUUCUAGUCUGGAAGAAGUACAUGAGAUGACAGACCUUCAUCACUGGGUCCGAGCGCUGGCUUUGGACGCUAAAAGAGAGAAGCUUUACAGUGGAUCUCACAAUGUAGUCCACAUAUGGGAUGCCACAGGCUCGUUUGAUCUCCGAGGAACCAUCGAUCACUCUCUGGGCUCUGUGUAUUCGUUGGCUGUCACUAAGCACUUUAUUCUUGUUGGUACGUACAACCAGAACAUUCACGUUUAUGAUGUAAACACCUACCAGUCCAUCAAGGCUCUUGUUGGUCAUAUUGGCACAGUCACGGGAUUGGCGCCAGCAGUGACGGGAAAGCUGUUGUUCUCGGCCUCCUACGACACAACAGUACAGGUGUGGAAUCUGGAUACUAUGUUACCAAUGCAAACACUCUCAAGACACGAAGGGAGCGUCAACUGUGUUGUUAUUCAUAAAGAUAUGCUUCUGUCAGGCUCAGAGGAUAUGGAGAUAAAGGUGUUCAAGUACUUCAAAGCGGAAUAAACUCUCGACUCGUCUUCAUCGUAGUCACCAUCAUCAGCAACAACAACUGAAACAAACGUAACCCUUUCACUGCCAAGAUCUCAUUAAUAAUUUUCCUUACUGUCUGUCGCACAAUUCUUGUGCUGUUAGUUCGGGGAAUUUGAUAUUAGCUCAACAAAUAAUCUCCCAAUUGAAAUUCUUCUCACCUGUCUGCUUGAUAUUGUGUCGGCAUUGCAAGGAGAAAUUAUGUCUUGGUCAGUGAUGGGAGUCAUAGGGUUCAUAUAACUUGACAAUAUUAUUUUCAUAAUUUAUUGUUGUAGCAGUAAGACGCAACGUCGCUUUAAACGCGAAAUGAAUUAUUACACUCCCGUUAGUGCUUGGAAAAUCGAAGAUGAGACCAAAGACGGGAGCUCCUGUCAACAUCCUUCACAAUCUUUUGUUUUUGCGUUCAAACAGUCUUGAAAAAAACAACGGGAAAGUUUCCUGGCCAGUCAUUUUAGAUGGAUUUAGAUAAAAUCGUUAGGACCAAAACAUUUAAAAAAGAAGUAUGUCGGGUUCUCCAGUAUCUUCUAACAACAAAGGUUUUAAUUUUAAUUCAGGCCUGUUUUAACAAAGAGAUUUCGGUGACUAUCAGAAAAGAUGAUGAAAACUGUUCACCGAAAGUUACUCGAUGCGUUUUAUAUGAAUAGCAUCUUUUAUGUUAUUUUUUUAAUAAAUCUGAAUUUUGUGUGAGUUA